AUGUCUCCUUCGUGGAUUUCAACACGACAUGUUGAUCCCGUUAAGGAGGGGAACGCUACAGGCACACCACCUUCAUCGCCCAUAUGCGUGUUCCUCCUCGUCGUCACAAUCGGCCUAGGAGUCGGUCUUGGAGUCGGUUUGACACGAAGCCAUGAACAGGAUGGAUCUGCUUCAACAGAACCCUCUCCACCUCUUGGAAACAUCACCAACGCAACGACAGGAACUUUCUGGAAACCCACAGCGGGAACACCGUGGCAGAUCGUGCUUGAAUACGCACUUAACGACACAUCGAUCGAUGUCCCCGUCUACGACAUUGACCUUUUCACCAACCCUGCCUCAACGAUUGACAGCCUCCAUGCUAUGAACAGAAGUGUCAUAUGCUACUUCUCUGCAGGAAGCUAUGAGGACUUCCGACCAGACUCGGGGAAUUUCACCAAAGAUGACUAUGCAAAGCCGUUGGACGGAUGGCCAGGAGAAUGGUGGUUGAACACAAACUCCUCUAACGUCCGCAAUAUCAUGAGGGCAAGAAUCGCAUUGGCAGCAAGCAAAGGUUGCGAUGGCGUUGAUCCCGAUAAUGUCGAUGGCUACGACAAUGAUACUGGGCUCGACCUCACCGAAGAUACUGCAAUCAACUACCUUACCUUUCUUGCUGUCGAAGCGCAUAGUCGCAACAUGUCGAUUGGACUGAAGAAUGCGGGUGGAAUUGUGAAUGCGACUCUUGACAUGCUACAGUGGGAGGUGAAUGAACAGUGUGGACAAUACGAUGAAUGCGAGGACUUCCAGCAGUUUCUUGAUGCUGGGAAACCAGUCUUCAGGAUUGAGUAUCCAAGUUCGGCCCCAGAUAUCAGCACCACUACAUUGGAUGGGAUUUGUAAUAAUACGGCUGCAGUGGGAUUUUCGACUGUGGUUAAGUUGAUGGAUUUGGAUAAUUGGGUGGAGUAUUGCUAGUCAACAGAUAAUCAAUGUGUAUUUGUCCAUUAGAGUUUCUCUCGAGCUUCUGUCCGCUGAUUUCCUAUUCCCUAAUGUUUUCAAAGAAAGCUCUUUCCACUUUACAACAUCAUACUGUAUACACACGCCUUCGCGUCAUAAUUCUCACAGCCACGGCGACUAAGCUCAAUAAUGGACAAAGUUGUUUGAAGAUGGUAAAAUCUUCAGACCACAAGAUCUAAUCUGCAUUGACCCUGGAAGAGGCCGAAUACCAUCUCAAC
Molecule: messenger RNA, 1208 nt
Organism: Mollisia scopiformis
Lineage: Eukaryota; Fungi; Ascomycota; Leotiomycetes; Helotiales; Mollisiaceae
Product: putative endo alpha-1,4 polygalactosaminidase
Exons: 2
Coding region: 1-948 (315 amino acids)
Source: RefSeq, a predicted model, not a curated record